Oryzias melastigma (Indian medaka) is the source of this 7053-nucleotide messenger RNA. RefSeq names its product kinase suppressor of ras 2 (gene ksr2). The record is from RefSeq and is a predicted model, not a curated record. The transcript has 21 exons. Bases 768 to 3650 code for a protein of 960 amino acids. NCBI's taxonomy places the organism in Eukaryota, Metazoa, Chordata, Actinopteri, Beloniformes, Adrianichthyidae. Gene Ontology annotation, molecular function: protein kinase activity; ATP binding. Gene Ontology annotation, biological process: protein phosphorylation.
UUCUGGUGAGUAAAAGCCUGCAAAUGAUAAAUGUUUUUAUUUUAAGGCUAAAAUCGAAUGUUAAAAAAUAUUGUUUGAUUUGGUGGAACAUUAUCAUGAAAUAAAGAACAUUUGGCGCAGAUGAUGCGUUUCUCGUCCCGCAGACUGAAGCCACUCCAGCGCGCCGUGAUCACGCGAGAGCGGCCCCUGACGGCGGCGCUGCGAUGCUGUUGCUGUGGCUUUGAUUGACGGGAAACAUGUCGGUGUGGUGGGAGCGAACCGGGAUGCAGCUGCUGCCAAGGGAGACAGGGAGUACCUGCAUCCAAUCCGCACAUCAGCACCUUUAAAACCGCCAGGUUCCGCCCGAUCCGGCCGUUUAGGAUGCGCUGAGCAGCGAUUUUGCUUCCCUUUCCCCCCCUUUUUCUUUUUUCUUCUUUUUCCCCCCUCCUCAGCAUCCAUUAGAUAGGAAAGGACACCCGAUGGAUGAUGUAGCAGAGCGCGCAGCCCCGCUCCGCAUCCUCGCAUUGUGUUUGGUCUAGUUUCCAUCCAGAGACACCUUGAUGAUCCAGCUGGAGCUGCGAGGACUGUUGUUGCAAUGGAGGCGACCCUCUCACGGCUCAUAGUGUCUAAGCCUGCAGCAUCUCUUUUCACGGCGUUGUGCAGAUUGCUCUUUUCCACGUCCCUCUCUUGAAUUAUACUCUCUUAUUUUUUAUUUUUUGUUACUCCACUAUUUUCGUUUUUGUCUUGGAAAUACAAAGGGAAAAAUACCAUCCAGCGCGCGCUAAACUAUGAACGAGGAGAUGACAAAAAGCGAGGAGCAGCAUCUUAGUUUGCAGAAAGCCUUGCAGCAGUGCGAGUUGGUGCAGAACAUGAUAGACAUAAGCAUUUCUAGUUUGGAGGGUUUACGGACCAAAUGUGCCACAUCCAACGACUUGACACAAAAAGAGAUCCGAACGCUGGAGGGGAAGUUGGUGAAGUACUUCAGCCGCCAGCUGUCCUGCAAGUGCAAAGUGGCCUUAGAGGAGCGCAGCGCCGAGCUGGAGGACUUCCCUCGCCUUGAGCUCUGGUUCCGCAUCGUCAACCUGAGGAAGGAGGUCAUAGAGGACAUGGGUCCGGGUGAGGUGACUCUGGAGGGCCUGCUGGACAUGAGCGAGGAGCAGGUGUGUCAGCUGCUGCAGAAGUUCGGCGCCAGCGAAGAGGAGUGUGCGCGGCUCAACGCCUCGCUGUCCUGCCUCAGAAAGGCCCAGCAGCUCGAGCAACUUGAGGAGGAUAAAUUGCACAGUAAUGGAGGGAGCCAGGCCAAACAGGACUGGUCCAUCCAGUGGCCGACCUCCGAAUCUGGCAAAGAAAACACUCCGGUGUGCCAGCCAGAAGCCAGUCAGUGGAUCCGGUUCCAGCUCUCCCAAAGCCCCAAAGUCCAAUCCAAGUACAACCAGCACACGUGUCAGAGCCCGCAGGCCCUGGCCACCACUUUGUAUGCCGAUCGACUGACCGUGGACAGCCCGGGCUCGGGGCUCUUUCCUCUCCUGGACUCUGGUCAUCGCUCGCUCCCCCCGUCGCCCCGUCAAAGGCAUUUUGGCCACACGCCUCCUCGGACUCCUUUGGUGGUCAACACCAUGACUCCGCCCGGCACUCCCCCCAUGCGGCGGAGGAACAAAGUAAAGGCUCCAGGGACACCGCCCCCGCCGAGCCGAAAGCUCAUCCACCUGUUGCCCGGCUUCACGGCGUUGCACCGCAGCAAGUCCCACGAGUUUCAGCUGGGGAACCGAUUGGACGACACACAGACACCAAAAGCCAAGAAGAAGACGAAGCCCUUGAACCUUAAGAUCCACAGCAGCGUGGGCAGCUGUGAGAAUCUGCCCACGCAGCGCUCGCCCCUCCACACCGAACGCUCUCUGAGAUCCUUCUUCUUCCCCUCGUUCAUCCCUUCCACGCCUCCCGUCCACGCUGAAACACCCUCUGCAAACACUCUUUCAGUGCCUCGCUGGUCCCCACAGAUCCCUCGAAGAGAUCUGGGAAACUCAAUAAAACACAGGUUUUCCACAAAGUACUGGAUGUCGCAGACAUGCAUAGUAUGUGGAAAGGGAAUGUUGUUUGGACUAAAGUGUAAAAAUUGCAAGCUGAAGUGCCACAACAAAUGCACCAAAGAAGCCCCGCCUUGCCAUUUACUGAUCAUACAGCGAGGUGGAAGAGAAUCCUUCAAAGAUCAACAAGGAAUGACUCAAGUAGCUCGUCUGGUACGGACUGAAUCAGUGCCAUGUGAUAUCAACAACCCGCUCAGGUACACAGACCUGCACAUCAGUCAGACGCUCCCCAAAACCAACAAAAUCAACAAGGAUCACAUCCCAGUUCCAUACCAGCCAGACUCCAGCAGUAAUCCAUCAUCCACCACCUCAUCCACUCCGUCCUCUCCGGCUCCGCCUCUACCCAGCAGCGCCACGCCCCCGUCGCCGCUGCAUCCGUCCCCACAGUCGGCACGACAACAGAAACAGUUCAACCUAACAGCAUCCAGUUAUUUCAAAUACAAGCAACAGUUCAUCUUCCCAGAUGUUACUCCAGAGGCACCUCCCAGCAGAGCCCCCCAGGUCAUCUUGCAUCCCGUCCUCUCUGAACCGGGCAACGAGGGAAACCAUUUACUUCAGAUCGAAGUUGAACCGACAUCAGACAAUGAGGACGGCAACAUGGAGGACUCCGGCGAUGAGUUUGAGGAGAUGAACCUGUCUCUGCUGUCGGCCCGUAACUUCCCGCGUAAGGCCAGCCAGACCAGCAUCUUCCUGCAGGAGUGGGACAUCCCCUUCGAGCAGCUGGAGAUCGGGGAGAUGAUCGGCAAAGGCCGCUUCGGGAGAGUCUACCACGGACGGUGGCACGGAGAGGUCGCCAUCCGCCUGAUCGACAUCGAGCGGGACAACGAGGACCAGCUGAAGGCCUUCAAGCGCGAGGUCAUGGCCUACCGCAACACGCGCCACGAGAACGUGGUGCUCUUCAUGGGGGCGUGCAUGAGCCCGCCCCAUCUGGCCAUAAUCACCAGUUUAUGUAAAGGCCGGACGCUCUACUCGGUGGUGCGGGAUGCCAAGGUGGUCCUGGACGUUAACAAGACCCGACAGAUCGCACAAGAGAUGGUCAAGGGGAUGGGCUACCUUCACGCAAAAGGCAUCCUGCACAAAGACAUGAAGUCCAAGAAUGUGUUUUAUGACAACGGCAAAGUGGUCAUCACCGAUUUUGGACUCUUCACCAUAUCAGGUGUUCUGCAGGCUGGCAGCCGGAGAGAAGACAAACUGAGGAUCCCCAGCGGAUGGCUGUGUCACCUGGCUCCAGAAAUCAUCCAGCAGCUCUCGCCGGACACGGAGGAGGACAAGCUGCCUUUCUCCAAGCAGUCAGACGUCUUUGCUUUCGGCACCAUCUGGUACGAGUUACACGCACGUGAGUGGCCUUACAAGAGUCAGCCAGCAGAGGUGAUCAUAUGGCAGAUUGGCAGUGGGAUGAAACCCAACCUGGCCCAAACUGGCAUGGGGAAGGAGAUACUGGACAUCCUACUCCUGUGCUGGGCGUUCAAGCAGGAGGAGCGGCCCAGCUUCUCCAAGCUGGUAGAUUUAUUGGAAAAGUUGCCAAAAAGGAACCGCCGCCUUUCCCACCCAGGGCACUUCUGGAAGUCAGCUGAGUAUGUCAAAUGAGUUCCAGACAUAAACGGCAGCUCCACAUAAAUACGCCUCCACUUUAAGAGAAUGAAUGCACUGAAUCCAGAUUCAAAACUCUGUCUGUUCAUGGAUCGAUGGCGAGCGCGUGUACAGACAAAGCUGACCGUCCAAAGCAAUCGGGACUCACCUUCUCUUUGGUUUGAUUUUACCCAUACUGGAUAUUUUACUUUUCUUCUCCUCAUUAUAUUUGAUUUGUUUCUUGGACUUUUCUUGCUUGUAAAUUUCAUCAUCCUGGUGAACAAAACUAGAACAAAUGUAGAUUUUUUUUUUUCCAUGUCUUGUUUUGAACCAUUGAAUGUAACUGCUGUACAUCACAUAUGUGUGUUUUUCAUACUGUCCUGCCAUGUCACCGUGUUGAUCCUUGUGCCUCAUGUGUUUGGCUUCAUUUCCUUGGUUUUUGAGCACUGAACCGUUCGAAUGUGAAGAAGUCGCUUUAUUCUGAUCGUCCCGAGCUCCGGACACAAAUGUUUGAACACCUGGUUUGAGCCGUCAGACCGGGACUUCGCUUCUCGACACUUGAAAUGUAUCUCAGCUUCAGCAGAACCUCUGAGCCCCUUCCUACAGAACCGAAUUAUUCUCACAGGUAAUUAAAUGUAAACACUUGCUGCCACGUUGUCGAUACGUCAAUUAAACCUCAUCGUCAUGGAAACUUUGCAAACGGCGUCGCCGUCGAGUGCUGGAGUCAAUCCGGAGAUGAACUCUUCUAAUGCAGCGUUGCACAAUUUGAAUAUUUAUUCACACAAUAAUAUUCUUGUAGAUUUCAUAACGAUUGUAACGUUUUCGGGAAAGAUAAAUAUUAUAAAAAUCAUUUUCAGCAAGAAAAAAAUUAUUACAUUAGAGGGGAUUCGUGGAAAAUGUUUUUUUACACCAGUUCUGCAGCUUUGCAUGCUGUGCAGAAGUAAAAAAAACAUAACUAUAAUUUAUUUUUUUUUUCCAAAACUUGCUCUUUGUGGUUGAUGGAAAUGAGUCAUGAAAACAAAUAAAACGACAAGCACAGUCAUACUUCUUCAUUUGAAAAAUGAAAAGUUAUCUUCUAUUUUUUCAUUAAAUAAAUCCACAGUAAUUAAAAAUUGAUGUUGAGGAUUAAACGAUUAUGUUCAAUUUUGACAGCUAGUAUUUAUGAUUUUUUUCCCUACUUUUUUCUAAAUCAAUACGCAACAAAGCUGAUUUGAUGCAUUUGAUGUUUGAACAUUAUCAUCUUUUUUGAAAAAGUCAAAGACGUCAAAACGUUUUUAUGCUAUAAAUGAUGUUUUAGUGCGACAGAUCAGAUUUCAAAUCAAAUCUAUUCCUACUUAAAUCAUAAAUACCUGUAUAUAUAUAUAUAUAUUUAAAUCUAAAAUGUGAAACCAUUUAACAAAAUAUUGUUAUAUCUAAUCAAACCCUUGGAGGCCCACUCACACCAGAUAAUCCAUAUUGAACAAAAGCAGUUUUGUUGGUUUUAUCCGUGUCAUCCAAAAAAAAAAGGUUUAGAAUAAUACAUUUGUUACUAGACUGUAUAUAUUUUUUUCUUUUAGUGUAUUAUUAGACUUCAAUGGGGAAUUCUUCUCUUCUGAAACAGCUUCUGGUGGUCUUUAAAUGAAAUGGCCCACAUUGAACAUGAGGUUAGGGUGGGCAUCACCUCCCAUUCUGCCAGGGGCCCUAUCAACUCUAUUUAUUGAUUUACUAUCAACCAAAAAAAGGAAAGAAACAAGGCACGGUUGAAGCUAAAAUUUGAUGUUUGUAUUUUCCACAAUACAUAGCUGUGUUUCCAUUGUAUUUAUGCGCAAAACUUUAUUGCAGUUCUAAAAAAUGUUGAAAAAAACACACAUUUUCAAUGACACAGUUUCCAUUAAUUCAUGAUUAUGGGAAUAAAUACAAACCAACUCAUGCAAUGAGACAUUAAAACACGGCGAUGGAUGAGACCAAGUAUUUUUUUUUAUUUUUUUAUUUGGGUGACGUCACAGCAGUGUAGUGGCCGCCCCUCAGCUAGUCCAUUGCGAGUAGAAGAUAAGGAGCCUGUUUGGCGGGAUUUAAAAAAAUAACCAUUCUAACAAGUUAGCAGCUGGACCUUUUUUUCUGUUUGAAAACACGACAGAAUCCAUUCAAGUUUCUAUCACGGCUCUAGCGCUCAUCCUCAUCUGUCAAAGGAGAGGAAGCGAUUGAAGAAGUGAUGAGGAAAUCUUGGUUGGUGAUUGUACGGAGGACGAUUCUGUAUGACACACAAUUUCUAAUGAUGUGAUUGUGCUUGACCUCUUGUGGCGCCCGCUGUGCAGCGCUAAGGGCAGAAAUGUCCCACCAAGAUGCACAUUUAAUUUGAAAAAAGUGUUUCCGUUGCAGUUUUGCGAAAAAUGUCCUUUUCUAUACGCUACAAUAACCACCAUCUCCAAAGUUUUUUUUCAAAAUUGUGGGGUUUCCAUUAGGCCAACCUAUUAUUGAAAAUUACAUUUUUCUAAUUUCAUAGUUAUUGGAUCUGCUUUGUAGAAGACAAUGUUUGCAGUUUGGUUUGUGUUUGGGUUUCACACCAAGAAGUGACUUCAUGGGAGAGAUUACACCAGAUUCACACCCAAACUCCAGGGUUGACGUUCUUUGAAUGAUGUUAACUCUACAAUCAUUUAUGUGAUGAAUGUAAUUCCAAUGGAUUCUGAAGCAGAGAAAAGCUGCUUUGUGCUGAUAUUCAACGCUACAGCAGUCAACACAAACCAGCUGAUUCUGAUGUAAAUUUGUGGGAAUUACGUUAAUUGUAUAAACAAUUAAGGAUUUAGGAGCUUGAAGGGCGUGUACUGUUUCCUGUUGCUGGCGACAUCUUUGGUGUUGAACCUUUUACACUUUGAUCGUUUGUGCAAUCAACCGAUUUUGAAGCAGAUAAAAGCGGCUCUUCAUGUUGGCUUUACUGCUGUUCUCUGCAUCAGAAUUGUCUGAUUUAGGGUGAUUGUGUAAUCACUCUACUAAAGAGUUAAUUGUCAGUACUAGCUUUUGAAGUUGAAGAGUUUCUGUAAUUCAAAGAAUGGGAACCUAAAGAAGAGUCAAAGAGCUGUAAACCCCACCCCCCGUGGUUUUACCCAAUGAUGCCUGAGUAUGUCGGCCAAUUACAGGAGCCGAGCCAACCGUAUCGUCCAAUCAAACCUUCUUUACGGUUUGGAUUAUUUGGUGUGAUACUUCCGAUCAGUUUUAUACAUUUUUUCCCACAUUUGACAAAAAGAUGUAAGCGAUUUUACAGCAAAUGUCCACUUUUGAAAAGUUUUUGAGUAUUUAAUACAAUCUAAAGCACUUUAAGCAAUAUGUUUCACAUUUUAACAAUGUCCAAUAAAAAUAGAAAAAUUAUGUUUUGUCAUACUCGUCCUCUAGAGCAGAGGUGUCAAACUCAGUCGCACAUGAGCCAAAAUCCAAAACACAACUUGGA